Messenger RNA from Xenopus laevis (African clawed frog), 830 nucleotides. RefSeq names its product kinocilin-like. The transcript has 5 exons. The coding region runs from base 321 to 755 and encodes 144 amino acids. The record is from RefSeq and is a predicted model, not a curated record. Lineage: Eukaryota; Metazoa; Chordata; Amphibia; Anura; Pipidae.
UCGAACAAUUCAACAUAAUCCUCAACAGGACCUUCUCCCCUAAAGUAACCUAACACAUAACUUUAAAGUUUAAUAGGCUAAGGUGAAUGGGAAUGAAGGAUCAUCAAGUUUUGCACUGUUAAUCAACCAAGAAUACAGACUUUUCAGACUGAGGGCAAAUAUCCUCAAACAUACACAGAAAUGAAUGGGUGCUAAUCAGAUUUUGCAUUUUCUAGUUCUAUUUUGCAUUCAUAGCAAUCAUUUUCUGCUUUAGCAAAGCUACCUCUUUAAUUUUUUACCAUUUUUUAAGUGGAAUAACUAAUAUUUUUAAAUCUUUAUGCAUGAAUCCAGUCAGCACCAAUGAAUAUUAUGGUCUCCGGGUAGCUAGUGCUCUGAUUGGUAUAGUGGCUGGAAGUAUCAUCGUUGGAGUCUCAGAUUCUUGUGGAGCAGCUGCGGUUGGAGGAAUAUUCCUGGGUGCAGCUGGAUUUGCUCUCCUCAUUUCAAUAAGCCCAUUCAUUAAGGCAUGGCUGAACUUCAAUCAAAUGCUGCCAUUCCUAGGACAUGCAAGGAUUCAACCCUAUCCAUCUGCAAAUAAUGAAGAGAUGACAAAUGAACCAGCAAAAAGGGAAAGUUCUUUGGGCCCAAUGAAGGAUUCUUCAGAUGGAAAAACACUUAACAUCAAUCCCAUGGCACAUAUUAUUUCUCCAGAUGAAGGGACAUCAUCUGGCCCUCCGGAUUUAAUCGCCCAGAAGCCGCAUCAGUUAUCUGCAAAUUAAGGAAAUAUCCUGUUCAGAUUGAUAAGAAUUUUACUCACUGAAGUGUUCCAUAAAGUCAGCAUGUGUUUUUGCGGC